UUUUGUAUUUAAGGCUGGCGCGUAAUCAGCCAUUUGGGGAAGCGUACAGCAGACAUUCAUGAGAGAUGAGGGAUCAAGUCACAUCAGAUGAUCGAGUGAAUUAUGGCGCUGUCAUCGCACUGGCGGCAAUCUGCUUAAUGCUGUUGCGGAUAUGGAUAUCGGGUGGUGUCUGCAAAAGCCAUGUUCGGUUAGAUGGAAAGACGGUUGUUAUCACUGGCGCUAACACUGGGAUUGGCAGGGAAACUGCAAAAGAUAUGGCUCUUAGAGGGGCUCGGGUAGUGAUGGCCUGCCGGGACCUGACCCGUGCUGAAAAUGCUGCGGAGUAUAUUCGACGCUGCACAGGCAAUGGCAAUGUAGUCAUUAGACACUUGAAUUUGGCCUCUCUAUAUUCUGUCCGGGAAUUUGCCAAAGAGUUCAUAGCAACAGAAGAACGACUAGAUAUACUUAUAAACAAUGCAGGUGUUAUGAUGUGUCCAAAGUGGAUCACAGAGGAUGGUUUUGAGACACAGCUGGGUGUCAAUCACUUGGGACACUUUCUUCUGACCAAUCUACUGUUAGGAAUCCUAAAGAGAUCGUCCCCCAGCCGAGUAGUGAAUGUGUCCAGUAUUGCACAUGUUGGUGGAAAGAUUGAAUUUGAUGACCUCUUUUUUGACAAAAGGCCUUACAGUCCUUUGCUCAGCUAUAAACAGAGUAAGCUGGCCAAUGUGCUUUUCUCUAGAGAACUUGCACAAAGAAUGAAAGGUAAAGGAGUCUCCUCAUACUGCCUGCAUCCAGGAGUGAUUCGAACAGACCUGACUCGCCAUGUUCUGUCGUGGUACCCAAUGUUGAAGACUAUACUGUGUCUGCCCUGUAUGCUCCUGAUGAAAACUCCCUGGCAGGGCGCACAGACCUCUAUCUACUGUGCUGUCACUGAGGGCUUAGAGAGGAAGUCUGGCUGCUACUUCAGUGAUUGUGGUGAAAAAGACCCUGCACCAGAAGGAAAAGAUGAUGAAGUGGCAAAAAGGUUGUGGGAGGAAAGUGUUCGGUUAGUUGGACUAAACAACCAAAACUGACACGUCAUACUGCAACUCUCUUCCUGAUUGUAAGCGCGCCCCCUAGUGGUGAUACAUGCGACCCCAAACUCUUACCAGUGAGGUGGGCACAGAUACAAAGUCAUUACAGAGAUAGUGUCAAGGCAGAUUACAUGAUUUGCAUCAUAAGAUUUUGAUUUCAGAACAGAUUUAUGGAAAGAGCAAAGAGCAAAUAAUGGUUUGUUAGUAAACCAUCCAACAAUGAAUUAGGUUUUUCAGAAGCUUGUGAUAGUUCCCAUUAUAGCACAAAUUCACUUUGUGACUAUAUCUUAUUAAAACAAACUCCUGUAAGAAUCUUUAAAAAAGAAACUAGAACUAAAGUGUGUCCAGUAUGUGUAAUAUCUCUUUCUACGGAUUAUAUUUAUUAUCAUUUAUAUAUAAUUUAACCACUAGAUGGCGUUAAAGAUGUGUCUUUGGAAGCACUUGCUGCGCUAUGCUUUUCCCCCUACCUAAAUUAUAAUACUGUAUCCUUCCACAAUAGAGCACUGCAGGUCAAUUGAAAGAAGAUAUAUAUGCCCCUGGACCACAAAACCAGUCUUAGGUAGCACAGGUUUAUCUAUAGCAAUAGCCAACAAUACAUUGUAUGGGUCAAAAUGAUCGAUUUUUCUUUUAUGUCAAAAAUCAUUUGGAUAUUAAGUAAAGAUCAUGUUCCAUGAAGAUAUUUUGUAAUUUCCUACCAUACAAAACUUAGUUUUUGCGUAGUAAUAUGCAUUGCUAAGAAUUUUUUUUGUACAAUUUUAAAGGUGAUUUUCUCAUUAUUUAGAUUUUUUUUACACCCUCAGAUUCCAGAUUUUCAGAUAGUUGUAUCUCGGCCAACUAUUGUCCUACCCUAACAAAUAGAAAGCUUAUUUAUUCAGCUUUCAGAAUAUGUAUAAAUCUCAGUUUAUACAAAAUUGACCCUUGUGACUGGUUUUGUGGUCCAGGGUCACAUAUAUAAUGUGACAAGAAGCAGA
Labeo rohita (rohu) is the source of this 2023-nucleotide messenger RNA. RefSeq names its product retinol dehydrogenase 12 (gene crdhl). The record is from RefSeq and is a predicted model, not a curated record. The transcript has 10 exons. Bases 66 to 1052 code for a protein of 328 amino acids. Lineage: Eukaryota; Metazoa; Chordata; Actinopteri; Cypriniformes; Cyprinidae.